Lentinula edodes (shiitake mushroom) is the source of this 1047-nucleotide messenger RNA. RefSeq lists its product as uncharacterized. The transcript is spliced from 3 exons. The coding region runs from base 1 to 1047 and encodes 348 amino acids. The record is from RefSeq and is a predicted model, not a curated record. Lineage: Eukaryota; Fungi; Basidiomycota; Agaricomycetes; Agaricales; Omphalotaceae. Gene Ontology annotation, biological process: canonical NF-kappaB signal transduction.
AUGCCUAAACUUCAUCUCAAACGAACACCAGAGGAAGAAGCUGCUCGACGAGUACGGAAACUAGAGAAAAGAGAGGCUAAACGUCGUAGGAAACAUGAUCAUUACGGCUAUGGUUCAUCCAGCAGCAAAAGGCAACAGCGAACUGCCGUUGUAGAGGAAGAUAAUUCCUGUGAUGAAGAAGACGGCAAGGAAUUCAUUGGUCCAGUACCGGGACCGUCAAAUUACCAACCAGACUACGAGACAAUUCGCGCAGAGAUAGAAGAACAACGGUUCCGAGAAAAGAUGGCCAUGGCUUUCGAUGAUGAUGAACGCUUGGACUCUAUCGAAGCUCGCUUCAACUCCUUCGCACACGUUCCUAUGCAUUGGGGCGGAAAAAACAGUUCGAAACCUCGUAUCAACUAUGAUAACGACGAAUUCCUUGCCGUGGAUCCAAUGACAAUGGAUGACGAAGAAUACGCCGAGUGGGUUAGGAUGGGAAUGUACCGGAAAACACACGCUCAAGAAAUCGCGGAGAAAGAACGUAUAAAGGCUGAAAGAGCAGCUAAACGUGCACAGGAAAAGGCCAUACGCGCAGAAACGGAGCGCCUUCAGAAAGUUGCUGCCGCUGAACGUUGGUCUCACAAGCUAAAGAAAGAGAACAAGAGACUCGAACUACUGCGUUUGGAAUAUCAAAAGCGAUGGAAGCUCUUACUAUCCAACACACAGCCUGCGGAUAUUGCUGAUAUCGGCUUCAAUGACAUACCAUGGCCAAUUUUACUCGCAUACAAGCACAAGUCAGAUAAGAAAUCAGUUUCUGAUACUGUGUCAUCACUAUCACUCGAUGACUUCACUCCCGAUGCGAUAUCGACAUUCUUACUGUCAGAAGCGGAAACGGAAAACCCAAAGAAGGGUCGUAAGGAGAAGCUCCGCGAGACUCUUUUGCGGUUCCACCCUGAUAAGUUUGAAGGUCGCCUCAUGUCCCGGGUGAGGCCUGAGGAGAAGGAGAAGGUCACGCAGGCUCUUGGGAUCGUUGUUCGUGUAUUAAAUGACCUGAUGGGAGAAGGGUAA